AUGUUAACGCCGGACGAAGAAAGUAUCAGACGACGGGGAGUUAUCGGUUCUGCUUUGACUAGACUCAACUCUUCAGGUAAAUACUCCUUUUCCUCUUUUUGUCAUCAUUAAGCAAUUCUAACACCGUAGAUAACUUGUUGAAGGUUCGAAGGGAGGCUCCGUUCCUUUAAUAUUAUCCUUCGAUGCUGAAAGACCGCAAACCUCUUCCGAUGAAGAUUAUCGAGGAGGAAUUCUGGGGUCCGAGCUUGGAAAACGAAAAUUGGGAUGGAGAAACUCCGAAAACUUCAAGAAUUCGUCGACUUCCUCAGAUUCCUUGGACUUCAGCUCUGGGAUUUUGGGCCGAGCAUUGGCUGAAGAAGGACGGAGAGUCCAACAGAUCAGCGAAGAAGAAAAGAAGAGACUUCCAACACCUGAUUUCAGAAGGGCUUUCCUCGCAAAUAAGACAAGACAUUCGCUCAACACUCCCAGAACUCCCGAAAACGAAGAAGUUCACAAUAAUGAAAUUUCCUUACUUGAAACCUAUUACAAAAUGGACAAAAAAUAUGGAUUACUGUAUUUUGCGAAGAAAAAAGAUUGGCCUAUGGUUCAGAAAAUUCUAAAUUCGCAGGCGAUCCAUGAACUCAGUUUGGUCGAUGAUGUAGGUUUUACAUUCAGACUUUGAGAAACAGAAUUUAGGAGGGAUAUACGGUCCUUUAUUUGGCCAUCAUAGCUUCAAAGACUGAGAUUGUUAAAGAACUCUUGGAACAAGGAGCGGAUCUGUAUUAUGAAACAAAGGAAAGGAUGAAUGGAACUCAUAUUUGUGCAAAAUACGGGAACGUCGAGACGACUAAACUCUUGGCAGAUUCCAAAGCCGACUUUUCGAUUCCAGGAGUACGUUUUAAAAGUUUUUUGAAGGAUGACCCGGACAUUUCCAAAAAACGACCAACUCAGAAUCUUUUAAUAUUUUGCCUAGUUGCUGUACCAUGAUAGCUGAAUGUCGGCACGAAUUUUUAGUUUUGGAAAUUACCGGGUUACGGUAGGUAGAAUUUGCAGAAAGAUUGCGUUCGUAUUUAAAAACACCAAGGAGUAAAAGGGAAAACCCUCGCCGUUUUACGUUUUCGACCAUGGGGAACAUUUUUAUAAUUGACACUUCUGUUCUAGGAUGUAGUCUUCAACUACUUUGAAAAAUACCAAGGUACCAUGUUCAGUCUAACUUUUUGGCAUAUAACUUGUCUCAACUUUUGAAACCUUUUGAAUACACUUUUACAUAGGCUUACCAACAUAUAAAAAAUGCAGAAAAAUAAAAAUGGGGGGAAGGUUUGGAGUUACGGCACUUUUUAUGUUGGACAUACACCUCGACUUAAUUUUGGUUACGUAUGUAGAUUGUUUUAAAUACAAAAUGUAAUGCCUUGUGUAUGUUGUACGACCAUCGCGAACUAUUUUAACUUCGAGAUUCGUAAUAUUUGGGCUCACGCAUACUGUAGCAUGUACAACACCGGUGUGCAGAUAAUUGGUUACUGUAACAGCAAGAUCAGCAAUUUCUUAAAUUUUUACACCCACUUUUUACAUCUGUUCCACACCGAUUUAAGAAAAAUUAAGGAGUUUUUUCCUUUUGCUCCUUGGUGUUUUUAUACACGAACCCAAUCUUUCUGAAAAUUGUACCUACCGUAACCCCCGUACACGGUAACUUCCAAAACUAAAAAUUCGUGCUGACAUUCAGCUAUCAUAGUACAACAAAUAUGCAAAAUUUCAAAGGAUUCUGAGUUGGUCGUUUUUUGGAAAUGUCCAGCCCUUAUGAGAAGCCUAAAUCUUUAAAAGCUCUCUUUUAAAAUGUUGUUUUACGUGGUUUAGAAGAACAAUAUGUUACCCAUUCAUUUUGCCUGUACUAGAACUUCGAUGAACUCUUAUGGAGUAGCCGAAACCAUCCUGAAGACUUAUCCGACUUGUCGAUUAAUCAAGGAUUCCGAAGGUCGUCUUCCUGUCCACGUGGCCAUUCAAGUGGGGAAUAUUCCGCUAGUACAACUUUGCUUAUUUCGGGAGAGUACGGCCCAAAUUAAAGCAACAAAUGUGAAGGGAGACACGUGUCUGCAUAUGGCAGCUCAUAAAGGUAAUAAAAUUAUUUAAAGAUUUCGUCCUACAGCACGCCAAUUUGUCUACACACAAAAAAUGGAAAAAAAAUAAUUCGUUAAAAUCGGGGUUUUGUCAAAAUCAGAGUUUUUAAACGUAGGAUCUUCCUAAUUUUAGGAACCAUUACACUUUGAAGUAUGGGCUUUCAUAAAUGGGAUCCUUUGAGGGCAACGGUCCAUUAUGGGAACAUUUCUGAAAUCUUUGCGAAUAUCCUCAAGACCUUUGUAUCUCUGUGAAAAAUGUGUAUUUUAUGUGAUUUUAAAAUUUUUUGUAAAGAUAUAAUUUUUGGAAUUUUUUAAGAGUACUCGAUUUAGUGGUUUUCGGUAGAGCUGAUUACAAAAAUCAUGUUAAAUUUUUUUAUAAAGUGUUCUUUGAGUGUAACUUCACUCAGACUCAACAGAAUUUGAUGAGUCUCGGCGACAGAGAAAGGCAGAAAUUCUUACAAAGAUUGAAAUUGCGAAAUGUUAUGUCAGAUUGUGCAACUUUUAACCUUGUACUAUAUUUGCAGAGUUCGGAUGGACUCUUGCGGAGAGAUUUAGAAGUCCCGAGCCAUAUAUCCUUCACCAGCACAAUUUUUCGGAUUUUUUGAGGUCCUUUAACGACAGGGCGAGUUAAAAAAUUACAGCUUAAGGGUUAAACUUGCUCCUUUUUACCUUAAUUAUGUUAACCAUGGCCUUUCAAACUGCUGGCCAGAGUAUCAAAAGUAUCGCGCAUGAAGAUUGUUGGAGCAACAUUUAUAUUUGAGAACAAACUACACUAAAAGGCGAAUAUUCAUUGCCCUUGAUAUGACCAGCUCUCAAAAAAGUAAAUAAUACGUCGAAUAAAAAAUUUUUACAAGGCUGCAGGGUCGCUGAGGAUAUCUGCAAUGAUUUCAGAAAUCUGCCCGUAUGUAAUGGACGGACACUUUUUUUAGAUAUCAACAUGUUUCGGGCCAUUUCUGCUUUGUGUGGAGAAGAAGAAGUUAACGCUCCAAAUGAACUGGGCAGAACACCAUUGCAUGAAGUGGCUCAAUUUGGAGACGAGGCCAUGUUGAGAAUUCUGUGGAAAAUGAAUGCGGACGUCAAACUGUUCGAUCACGUAUGUCCUUGCAUUAGGUUCGGAAUUUUUACGCGUCAGAUCAAAUCUUACAUGAUCGUCAAUAUAGGGACAGAAGACGCUCGGCCGAGGGUUGACUUCCAGAAAAAAAACAAAAAAUUCUCGGGUCGCGAUAGUUCGGGUCAACGAUACCAUUUUAUAGGUAAUCGAGAGAUUAGGUCUGAACAGUGCACCUGACGAAUUUUGAAAUGUUUUCGUUUCGGGACAGGAAAAGAAACAUUUUUUUGCACAGAAUUGAACGAAAUUUGAAAUGUUUUCGUGGACGGGAAAAAAAAAAAAAAAUGGAAUGAUUUACUUGUUAUUUGCAUACAAUCAUUACGACUAUCUUCUUACUCAACCCUCUGUUACAAAUAAUGAGUAAACCCUUCCAUUUCUUACCCCGUCCCGAAACGAAAGCGUUUCAAAUUUUUUUCGAAUUCUCCAAAAUACAGGGUGGUUCAGCCGAAGCUUCCAUCCUUAUUUCAAGUAUUUCUCCGCCGAUAAUGCACCAAUUUUUAUAAAAUUUAUAUCAAAUUGGAGCUGAGGUUCCCCAUUUUUUGUCCACCAAAUAUGACAGGCCCCAGUUCAAGAAUACCCCCGUACUGACCUUUGACAUUUUCAUUCCAAAUUUUGGGGCCCGAAAUCGGUGAAACUUAGAAAAUUUUUGGAAUGAUUUUCAAUCGAGUUUCUCGGACUUGGAAAAUAUUCGAGUCUUUGGCUAAAUAAGACAUUUAGAUGUAGGUGAAAAAAUUGACGGCAGUCAACGGAAUACUCCUAAUUAAUCUGAAAGCAUCGCUCUUGUGUUCUGGGGUAAUAGGCUUCGUUAAUCGAAAUUUUAAAAAAUACGAACAAAUGGGCGAAACUGUCUAUGUGGAUGACGAAAUCCACCCUGAAGAUAAAUAACGAGUUGUAAGUCCUGGAUUGCCCGAGAAAAGAGCUUUCGUUUUCAAUCGCUCGAUUUGGUGCCGCGCCGGAUUGAAAUAUGCUUUUUAGGCACUUGCUACUUCUGUAAACCUUACCUUUUUUUAAAAAUUUUCAUCGAAUUUGGCGACUUUGUUUUUGCCGGAAAUCCUAAAAUUUUCCAAGUCCGAGAAACUCAAUUGAAAAUCAUUCCAAAAAUUUGCUAUGUUUCACCGAUUUCGGGCUCCAAAAUUUGGAAUAAAAAUGUCAAAGGUCAGUACGGGGGUAUCCUUGAACUUGGGCCUGUCAUAUUUGGUGGACAAAAAAUGGGGAACAUCAGCUUCAAUUUGGUAUAAAUUUUAUAAAAAUUGGUGCAUUAUCGGCGGAGAAAUACUUGAAAUAAGGAUGGAAACUUCGGCUGAACCACCCUGUAAAUUACAGGGUCUUUCAAGAAAUGUGCAGGAAAGUAGGAGGCUAUAACUUUCGGCGGAGGCGGCGCAGAGAGUUCGUUUUUUGGAAUAUGUAUUUUUCAGUGACAUUAUUUUUUGCCUACGAAAUAACAAGAUUUUUAAGUGCAAACUGAGGUCGCUACAACCUUUUGAAAAAGGGGUCUUUUACCCCGAAAACCAGGGUUUUUCGGUUGAAAAUGAUCGAGAAAUUUCAGAGUUUUUCGGUCGAAAAUCACCGAGAAAUGUCGGGUUUUUUGGGGGGUUUCGAUAGAGCUGACGUUGAAAACAGGGAAGGAAAUUGCCAACACGUUGAAAAUUAAGCAAAAAUUCGGCUAGCCUCAACUUGGGGCAGAUUUCGAGUUUAUUUUCAGUGUUCCGUUUGUGGAUUUGGGGGACCUGGAAUUGGCUAGACAAGGCACCUGAAUGUCUGUGAAGUCUUUAAAAAACUAGUCAAAGGGGUGUAAUGGGCGUCAAAGGGCAGGAAUGACAACCAAACUUUUAAACUGCUAGCAAAAACUGGUUGGCUAGCAGUAAAGUGUCGAAAUAAAGAGUAGCCGAAUAUUUGCUUAAUUUUCAACGUGUUGGCAAUUUCCUUCCCUGUUUUCAACGUCAGCUCUAUCGAAACCCCCCAAAAAACCCGACAUUUCUCGGUGAUUUUCGACCGAAAAACUCUGAAAUUUCUCGAUCAUUUUCAACCGAAAAACCCUGGUUUUCGGGGUAAAAGACCCCUUUUUCAAAAGGUUGUAGCGACCUCAGUUUGCACUUAAAAAUCUUGUUAUUUCGUAGGCAAAAAAUAAUGUCACUGAAAAAUACAUAUUCCAAAAAACGAACUCUCUGCGCCGCCUCCGCCGAAAGUUAUAGCCUCCUACUUUCCUGCACAUUUCUUGAAAGACCCUGUAAAAGAGACUUCGCCAGUUGUGGAAGGAGGGUCUGCCCUAGAAUUUGACCCCCACUUUUUUCUGUCUCAACUGAUGACAUAUAGGCUGUUAAACAACUUGGUGAAUUUUUUUCGAAAAAUUCGUCAUCACGACCGAGAUAUGACAUAUUUAUUGAAUUUCGUUUAAUGUGAUAUAUUGUGCUAAUAUAUCGCCGAAACAUCGCAGAACUGAGUACACAUACGUUAUAGGCCAUGCUGAACAACUUUGCAAUUGACCCCAAGUUUGUCAGGUUACUGUAACAUACCGUAACGCCCAUGCUCAAUCAAUAAAUCUCGAUUUUCUCGAUUUUUUUCAAUAAUUUUCUCGGAAUUUUUUCGCAUUUUUGGAAUCAGCAUCAAAUUCUGCAUCGGAUAGACUAUAUGCGCGUCUCCAGAUAGGUGUACAAAAAUGUCGUGGCGCAACCGGUAGUGGGUCGGACUACCAUUCAAAAGGUCCCGGGUUCGAGUCCGGGUGUAAGCAAAAAUGCUCAAACGCGCUGGAAAUUGUACCAAAACAGUUUUAAUCUAUUGGAACUGUGUUAAAAAUAAAUAAUAAUUAACAUUGUUCCCUAAAAAGGCUAAAUUUUGGAUUUUACGAAAUUUUUGAAAAUCAUGAUUUUUGUGGGCCCAAAUCUGCCGAAGGAAUGAAAAUUUUUUGUAAGCGAUUUUUUUGUUUAGAAACAACGCAUGGCACGUAGAAAGACUAUUCCUCAAAGGAUUUCGUUCAAUUUUGCACAAAACACCACAAAAUUUUCGUAUUUUGGCAUAUGACAAAAAAUUGAAAUAAUGACUUUCAGGAGUGCUUACGCGGAAUCGUUUCCAGUUUUAUAGAGCAGUAUUUUGCGCUGCUUUCAAAUAUCUUUCUAAUAGCCGCGAAAAAUUUCCACAACAAAAUUUUACAUUUGAUAAUUUGUAGAUAUUCACAUAUUUCAUGAUGUUACAGUAUUCAAUCUUGUAAAAUUUGCUAAAAAUUCGACUCCCCACAGUGUAAAACAUGUGUAUCCACGUUUGAAUGACGUCACUUCUGCUUACUGGGUUCUGGCGGUGCUCUCCGAUUAAAACGAAAAAGUUCAACUUUUUGGUGUUUUGGGCAAAACUGAACGAAAUCCUUUGAGGAAUAGUCUUUCUACGUGCCAUGCGUUGUUUCUAAACAAAAAAAUCGCUUACAAAAAAUUUUCAUUUCUUCGGCAGAUUUGAGCCCACAAAAAUCAUGAUUUUCAAAAAUCUCGUAAAAUCCAAAAUUUAGCCUUUUUAGGGAACAAUGUUAAUUAUCAUUUAUUUUUAACACAGUUCCAAUAGAUUAAAACUGUUUUGGUACAAUUUCCAGCGCGUUUGAGCAUUUUUGCUUCCACCCGGACUCGAACCCGGGACCUUUUGAAUGGUAGUCCGACCCACUACCGGUUGCGCCACGACAUUUUUGUACACCUAUCUGGAGAUGCGCAUAUAGUCUAUCCGAUGCAGAAUUUGAUGCUGAUUCCAAAAAUGGAAAAAAAUUCCGAGAAAAUUAUUGAAAAAAAUUGAGAAAAUCGAGAUUUAUUGAUUGAGCAUGGGCGUUACGGUAUGUUACAGUAACCCGACAAACUUGUGGUCAAUUACAAAGUUGUUCAGCAUGGCCUAUAACGUAUGUGUACUCAGUUCUGCGAUGUUUCGGCGAUAAAUUAGCACAAUAUAUCACAUUAAACGAAAUUCAAUGAAUAUGUCAUAUCUCGGUCAUGAUGACGAAUUUUUCGAAAAAAAUUCACCAAGUUGUUUAGCAGCCUAUAUGUCAUCAGUUGAGACAGAAAAAAGUGGGGGUCAAAUUCUAGGGCAGACCCCCAUUUGAGCCUGCUUCAGCAACUCGCGAAGUGUCUUUUAAAACAUUGCGCAAAUUUCUGCUCCCUCCCUGUGGAGAUUUUUUUCUUUUUCCUCUGACAAGAAUUACGCAUUUCUUGUCUAGAAGCCUAACAGACAAGAAAUGGCGGUUUCUGGCCACGACACCCGAUUUGAUGCGUAUGUCACCAUCCUUAUAUGUUACAAUAACUCAGGAUAAAGAAAAAUAACGUUAGCAAUAACAAAAUUAGAAAAUUUGCACACAUUACAAGUCUUCGCCAAGUCUCUGCCAAGCCUUCGCCGAGAAUCCGCCGAGCAUCCAACGGCUUUGCCAGGCUUCGUAGGCACCUCUACAACCUUUUUUUGGGUCCACUGCUCUACGCCUUGUCGAUUUUGUGUUGACCUGAAUUGUCGUCGACCCGAAAAGUCGGGAAAUUUUACGCUUAAUGUCGCACUUUAAAUUUGUAGUCGCCUAGCGAAAAAGUGCAUGUCGCGUGGGUCAAACCGGGGAAUCACGGCGACAAACGCGAAAAAAAUGGGAAAAACGCAUAGUGAAAAUACUACGGACUUUAGAGGGUUUUCCUCGAGAGGAACCCCUCGUCGAGAGGAACCCCUCGCGAGGGGUUCCUCUCGAUUUUUCCGAAUAUGGAGGAAAUUUGUCGAUGUAUGGGGUUUUCGAGGGUGCUGAUUUCGAAAAUCAUGGUAGUUUUCCUCUUUAUAGUACUAUCUGGUACUAUACAGUAUGAGGUGAAAAUAUGGGCUUUUGGCGUUAAUGGUGUUGUUUUGAUGCUUAGUACUCCUCAAAAACACGUUUUAAAUAACUGGUACUGUUUAGUACUGUCUGGUACUAUGUAGUACAAAGUGAAAAUAGGGGUACUAAGCAACAGAACAACACCACUAACGCCUAAAGGCCAAAUUUUUACCUUGUACUACAUAGUACCAGACAGUACUAAACAGUACCAGUUAUUUAAAACGUGUUUUUGAGGAGUACUAAGAAUCAAGACAACAUCAUUAACGCCAAAAGCCAUAUUAUCACCUCAUACUGUAUAGUACCAGAUAGUACUAUAAAGGGGAAAGCUAACAUGAUUUUCGAAAUCAGCACCCUCGAAAACCCCUAAAUCGAGUAUUUUUAGAAAAAAUUCCAAAAAUUACUUUUUAAUACUACUACUUAAGAAAAAAGUAACAAUCAGAAAAAAUUUACAUCAUUUUCGAAAUCCCCGUCAUCGAUUACCUCUAUAUCCAACAUUUCCUACUCGGGGGUUCCUCUCAACGAGGGGUUCCUCCCAACAAGGGGUUCCUCUCGACGAGGGGUUCCUUUCGAUGGCAUUCACUUUAGAGGAUAUUUGCAAGGAUUUCAAAAAUCUGCCCAUAAUGCUUUCGGCCCAUAAUGGACGUUAAAACAACUUGGCUCUAAACAUUUUGUGAAGAAAUAUGUGCUUGACCUAAGUAUACCGCAUUUACCUAAUAUUACAAUAUUCAGAAAUGAAAUUAAGGCGGCUGUUUAGGAAGAGAAAACUCCAUUACAUGUUGCGGCGGAGAAUGGUCGAACGGAGAUUGUAGAGGCUCUGAUAGACAAGUUCCAUGCUUCCAUCAACGCCCGCACCAAGGACGGGAGCACCAUGCUCCAUGUGGCUGCUCAAGCAGGACAUUCUAGUACAGCUUUGACAUUUCUGAAGAGAGGGGUCCCUCUGCAUAUGCCUAACAAAACAGGAGCUCUUGGCAUUCACGCUGCUGCAGCUGCUGGGUUCAAUGAUGUUGUGAAGAUGUUGAUUUCCCGGGGCACAAACGCAGAUUGCAAGACUAAAGUAAAUCAUUCAAAUGCGGGAUGGUCAGUUUUUAGGACAAUUACACAGCUCUUCAUGUGGCCGUCCAAUCAGGCCAAGCAGCAGUUGUGGAGACUCUUCUCGGCUUUGGUGCUGAUGUUCAUGUUCAUGGGGGCCAGAUUGGAGAAACCGCUUUACAUGUGGCUGCCGCAACACCUGGGAGCAACACCGAUUGUGCACAGAUGCUUCUGAAAAGUGGAGCUCAGCCAAAUGUCAGACAAAAUGACAAUCAGACCCCGUUACAUAUUGCCGCCAAGAGCGGGAACACGGCCAUGGUGAAGUUGUUGUUGAACGAAGGGGCCGAUCCAACGCUCAUUUCUAAUGUAAGACCGUCUUUAUCGAGCCUAGUCUUCUUAGAAUGGCGAAACUCCAUUGCAUGUGUCCGCUAAGAAUUGUCAUUGUGAGAUUGUUAAAUUGAUUCUGAGCGAGUUGGCUAAACAACGGAGCAAGGAAAUGGUCAAGGAGUACAUUAAUAUACGCACGGAGGUCGGUUAGAAUUCCCUGGAUAUUUUUUUGCAGGAGGGGAAAACAGCGCUGCAUAAUGCUGGUGAGAUUUUACCUGGCUCUGCUCACUUUGAGAACGAAGAUGCCAAGUUAAUCAGCACUUUGAUUGACAACGGAGGACUGGUCGAAUUACAGACAUACAAUGUAAGGAAGGCUUUUCUUAAUGCGAUCAUUCCUUAAGGAUAACGAAACUCCUAUGCAUCUGGCAGCACGAUGUGGGAACGAAGCCGUUCUCCUGGCUAUUGUAAAUAAAAUUGGAGCUGGGUUGGUCCAAAUUGUUCAGAACAAAAAGUCCAAGGUAACAUACUUAACAGAAACCUCCAGUUUUAGAACGGCUGGUCCCCCUUGUUGGAAGCCUGUGCCAAAGGGCAUGUUGGAGUCUCCAGGAUCCUUUUGUUGCAUCAUGCCCGCAUCGAUGUCUUCGAUGAUUAUGGCCGCACAGCCCUUCAUCUGGCUGCUUCUAAUGGACAUCUCGAAUUGUGUAAACUCUUGUUACAGUACAAAGCAUUUGUGAACAGCAAGUCCAAGAACGGGGAAGCCCCUCUUCAUCUGGCUGCCCAGAAUGGUCAUGUCGGAGUUGUCAAUCUGCUCGUUCAAGAGCAUGGUGCCAGUGUUGAAGCAAUCACGUUAAACAACCAGACGGCUCUCCAUUUCUCUGCCAAAUAUGGACAACUGGGUGUCAGUCAGAAAUUGUUAACCCUCGGUGCCAAUCCAAAUGCUCGGGAUGACAAAGGACAAACUCCUUUACAUCUGGCUGCCGAGAAUGACUAUCCGGAUGUAGUGAAAUUGUUUCUGAAGAUGAAGCACAACAACAACGCCGUGCUUACAGCCAUUGACCAGAACGGAUUUACUUGCGCUCAUAUCGCUGCAAUGAAGGGGAGUUUGGCCGUAGUCAGGGAAUUGAUGAUGAUCGAUAAAGCGAUGGUGAUUCAUGCGAAAACUAAGGUAAAUAUGGCUUAUUAUUUCCAACAUCUUUAGACAAUGGAAGCCACUACUCUUCACAUGGCUGCUGGAGGAGGACAUGCAAAGAUUGUCAAGAUCUUGAUCGAAAAUGGAGCCAAUCCUGAAGAUGAGAAUAGUGUAAGUUUGGCUCAUAUCUCUUAAUCGGAUGCUCAGCAUGGAAUGACUGCAUUACAUUUGGGUGCCCGGAACGGCCAUGUCUCCAUUCUGGAUGCUUUUGAUAAAACUCUCUGGAGGAGGUGCUCUAGGAAAGUAAGUCCCACAAUUAAGUUAAAACUGAAGCUUGUCAGACUGGACUGAACGCCUUGCAUAUCGCUGCCUAUUAUGGCAACUCCGACUUCAUCAAUGAAAUGUUAAGACAUGUUCCUGCCUCGAUUAGAAGCGAGCCCCCCAUCUACAAUCAUUUGGUUGUGAAGGAGUUUGCCACCGAAUAUGGGCUGACUCCAUUACAUCUGGCUGCCCAAUCUGGGCACGAUGCUUUGGUCAGAAUGCUCCUUAAUCAGGGUGUGCAAGUAGAUGCCACGUCCACGACCAUGGUAUGUUGUCUAUUAGACUAAUCACUUGAGUCUAGAAUGUAAUUCCCUUGCAUUUGGCUGCUCAACAAGGACACAUAGCUGUGGUGGGGAUGCUUCUUUCGAGAUCCACUCAACAACAGCAUGCAAAGGAUUGGAGAGGACGGACUCCUUUACACUUGGCUGCCAUGAAUGGCCAUUAUGAGAUGGUCUCUCUUCUGAUCGCACAAGGCUCCAAUAUCAAUGUGAUGGAUCAAAAUGGAUGGACUGGAAUGCAUUUUGCUACGAAGGCCGGGCAUACGAAUGUUGUUAAACUGUUUGUGAAUAGCUCGGCCGAUGCUCAAGCCGAAACCAAGGAGGGGAAGGUGCCCUUGUGCUUUGCCGCAGCUCAUAACCACAUAGAUUGUCUAAAGUUCUUGCUAAAACAAAAGCAUGACACACAUCAAUUGAUGGAAGAUCGCAAAGUAAUCUUGUCAUCUUUUGAAAACGUUCCAAAAUACGCAGAUGCCAUAAUGGGCGUAUAUCGAAAACCCUUUUGAAGCAUUGGAUGUUAUAGGUGGGUAUUAGAUAUAUGAAAAGUAAUUUUUCAAUCCCGCGAGCCUCUCCGAAGCAAAGAGUCGUAAAAUCCAAUUGGGAAUUUUUGAAUAACGCCUGCUAGCUAGGACGUAGAGCGAAAAUAGCAGCUAAUAAAAGGUGAUCCUAGACCAGUUUUGACGCUCUUUCAAAUGGUACAUGUCUCAAUAAAAAACCGGGAUGCGCGGCUCCGACCCUUUGUGAGACAAAGUGCUCAUUUUGAUAUGUCACUGUUAACUGUAAGUGUAAAUUUUUUCAAAGUGUAAUUUUGAAAAAAAAAGUCUAAACUCUGGUCAAAGAUGUAAGGGUAUCAAUCGAAAGGGUUUUCGAAAAGCGCCCAUUAUGGCAUCUCCCCAUUCUGGUUUCUGCCCAUCAUGGACGUGCACGCGUCUUUUAUCAUUCUUCUUUCAGUUUAUUUUUGAUCUGAUGGUGUGUGGAAAAGGCAAUGGGAACGAACCACUUCAAGAUUUUAUUCUCCAAAGUCCUGCACCGAUCGACACUGCCGUUAAAUUGUCGAGUGUUUACAGGGAGAUGUCAGAGAAAGAGAAGGAGCGCGCCAAAGAUCUCACCAAUGUGGCGCAAUUUGCCGAGAAUCUGGCAGUGGAGUUGUUGAGUAUCACUGCCUCUGAAUAUAAUGCGGCGUUAUUAUUGAAAGCAAAGGAUAACCGAGGUCGUCCGUUAUUGGAUGUCCUUAUUGAAAACGAACAGGUGUGUUUAGAAACCUACAUUAAUAUAAUAUUUAAAAUUUCAGAAAGAAGUGGUUUCUUAUGCUUCAGUCCAACGUUACCUGACCGAAAUCUGGACUGGCCGAGUGGACUGGUCCUUCGGCAAGACCCUGACCUUUGCCGUUUUCGUCUUCUUUUGUCCCCCAGCAUGGUUUUACUUUUCGUUACCUUUGAACAGCAGAAUUGGUAAGGUCUGAGUCAUCUCUUGCCGUGUGCAUUGCUAUAUAGGGGCUGUAAUUGGCCAGACAAAAAUGUGUUACGAAAGAAGUAAACUUUUUUGGAAACGGUUGUUGCGCGACGUUGUGUCAGAUUUCGCAACUACAGUAACCAAACAAGAAACCAUGUUUUUGUUUGACCAAGUGACGAUCUGAACUACAUACGCCGUAUAUAUAUUCAAAUAACGGGAUGAUUUUAGGAAGAGCGCCAAUUAUUAAAUUUGUGUGUCAUGUGGUCUCCCAUGUGUAUUUCACCUUGUUAUUGACGAUAGUUGUUCUAAAUGUAACUCAUAAAAUGUAUGAGGUAACCUCGGUGAUACCGAAUCCAGUGGAAUGGCUACUUCUCCUCUGGCUUUCGGGAAAUUUGGUUUCAGAAUUGUCGAACAUUGGAAGUGGAUCUGGCCUCGGGAUUGUUAAAGUAUGUGUAACGAGAGAGAAGCCCCAAUUCAGGUCUUAAUCCUAAUCUUGGCAGCGAUCGCUAUCGCUAUUCACAUACUGGCUUUUCUCUUACCGGUUAUUUACAUGUCUCAUCUGGACAAUGACGACAAAUUACACUUUGCUCGAACCAUGUUAUACUUGAAGAACCAGUUGCUCGCCUUUGCUUUGCUGUUUGCUUUUGUGGAAUACUUGGACUUCCUGACAGUACAUCAUUUAUUUGGACCUUGGGCUAUCAUCAUCAGGGAUCUGAUGUAUGAUCUGACUCGGUUCCUCGUCAUCCUGAUGUUAUUUGUUUGUGGCUUCACCCUUCAUGUUACUUCCAUCUUUCAGGUCUGUUUUAACAUGUUUUUUAUGACCCAGAAGACAUUUUUUAGCCCGCUUAUCAACCAGUAGAUGAAGACUCUGCGGAAUUGAUGAGACUAGCUUCCCCUGGCCAAACUUUGGAGAUGCUUUUCUUCUCUCUGUUUGGAUUGGUCGAGCCUGAUAACAUGCCUCCUUUACAUCUGGUCCCUCCCUUUGGCAAGAUGGUUCUGAAACUUUUAUUCGGGAUCUACUUGAUGGUGACUUUGGUUGUUUUAAUUAACUUGUUGAUUGCUAUGAUGAGUGACACUUAUCAGAGGAUCCAGGCGCAGUCAGAUAAAGAAUGGAAGUUCGGCCGAGCCAUCCUAAUCCGGGCCAUGAAUAAGAGAUCGGCCACGCCCUCCCCCAUCAACAUGCUCACCAAGCUGUAUACUGUUCUUAAAGUGGCUUAUCGGAAUAGAUGUAGGUUUUUUGGAAGUCAAAUACAAUAUGUUUUCAACUGGUUUCAGUACGCAUCUGCACGCAAAGGGCUCAGCAAGACCUCAGAUACGAGGAGAACAUCGACGCGUUCUCCAUGAAUGGACAGAACGGCCGAGCUUCUCCCACGUUUAAAUUGGGCGGGAAUGAUAACGGUGAGUUUACAGAACAUUCUCAUUAAUAAUAAUUAUUAGAAGUCGCAAAUGAAGAAGCUGCCAACUCCCACAACAUGAACCUGGACACUGUGAUCGAUUGGAAGAGGAUAGUUGGAAUGUAUUAUCAGUUGAGUGGGAAGCAAAACCCCGCCGAGAUGGAUUCCGAACGAAGUUAA
Molecule: messenger RNA, 14112 nt
Organism: Bursaphelenchus xylophilus (pine wood nematode)
Lineage: Eukaryota; Metazoa; Nematoda; Chromadorea; Rhabditida; Aphelenchoididae
Source: the annotation of a GenBank genome assembly